This is a messenger RNA of Danio rerio (zebrafish), 749 nucleotides long. It is a transcript of the gene asip2b, whose product is annotated as agouti signaling protein, nonagouti homolog (mouse) 2b. Lineage: Eukaryota; Metazoa; Chordata; Actinopteri; Cypriniformes; Danionidae. Gene Ontology annotation, molecular function: signaling receptor binding. Gene Ontology annotation, cellular component: extracellular region. Gene Ontology annotation, biological process: hormone-mediated signaling pathway. The record is from RefSeq and is marked validated.
UAUCAGAGGACAGAAUAAGGAGACUCACUUCAUAAAAACUCCCCUUUAUCAGGUCGGAAAAUGACGACGGCGGUGCUGAAAGGAUUUGUGCUCUUCAUCUGCUUGUUCUUCACAGUAGUUCAGUCCAUCACAUGCGAAGCCAGCAAGAUAGAAUCGCGCAAAAAGCAUGAAAACGACGUGGCGCACCAAGGAUCUGCUAUUACAACAGGAGUGUGGAAUCAGGAGAAACCAAAGAGACUCUUUGCCAGAACUCGCUACCUGUCUCAGCAGAGACAUCAUGGGGCGAGACCUAAGCCCAGGCCCGAGGCGGUUUCCCCAGCCCAGACUCCAGCGCGCCGCUGUGCCGGUCUGACGGAGAGCUGCUCUUCGCUCACUCCCUGCUGCGAUCCAUGUGCUUCCUGCCACUGCCGGCUCUUCAACACCAUCUGCCACUGCUGGAGACUGGGACACCUUUGCCCCAAGAAGACCUAAUCACCCCAAACACGCACACGUAUACUUACUUAUUGGUGGUUCUCAGCUGCUUUUACUUCAGCGUUGAUUGCGCAAUACAUGUGCUUUAUCUUGCAACAACAAAAAUGGUUUUACACAUACAGUUGAAAUCAGAAUUAUUAGCUCCUCUGUAUAUUUUCCCCCCAAUUUCUGUGUAUCGGAAACACGUUUCUAAACAAUACUUUCAAUAACUAAUUUAUAAUUCAACUUUUAUCAUUGCCAUAAUGACAGCACAUAGCUGCAAGCUUUGAGUGACAUUA